Molecule: messenger RNA, 1922 nt
Organism: Chilo suppressalis (striped riceborer)
Lineage: Eukaryota; Metazoa; Arthropoda; Insecta; Lepidoptera; Crambidae
Source: the annotation of a GenBank genome assembly
CUACACUAUAUGGGCAUUGUUCCCUUUGCCUUCCCUAAAAAGGAGAACGUUAAAAAAUGACAAUGACAUUAGGGAAAUCGUGAAUUGUAUUUGCAGCUGAAUUUUAUUCAAAUUGUAGAAAUGUUAUAAUUAAUUCAGUAUUCAACAUUUUAAAUAUGGGUCAUUAUUGUUAAUUUACUAAGCAAUAUAUAUAAUUCGAUAUAAUUGCCUUUAAAAUUCAGGUUUGUAUUUUAAUUAUUUAUAGAUACAUGCCAAUGCUUGGUGAUGGGAUAUUGCUAUAUCAGUUGUAUUUAUAAACAUUUUAGGUGUAUUGGAUGGAAGCAAUGCCUGAACAUCUGGAACUUCAACACCUCGUGGACUUAUCAGCUGGCAGUGGUGAUGAAACAAUACCGAAUCUAUUGGAAAACAAGAGGCCCCUUAUAAAAAGAUGUCCUUAUCUGGGUCUGAUACUGGCUACCCUGUCGUCUUUGUUUUUCUCUUUAUGCUCAGUUAUCGUGAAGAGCCUCGUUAAUAUCGAUCCAAUGCAACUAGCCAUGUUUCGUUUCAUAGGGGUACUUUUGCCUACAAUACCAAUUGUUAUUUAUACAGAACAACCUAUUUUUCCGCCGGGAAAGCGAUUAUUGCUUAUUCUGCGAUCCAUUGUGGGGACAGUGGGACUAAUGUUAAGUUUUUAUGCCUUCCGGAAUAUGCCACUCGCUGAUGCAUCAGUGAUUGUGUUUUCAGUGCCUGUUUUUGUAGCACUGUUUGCAAGAGUCUUUUUAAAAGAGCCUUGUGGUAUAUGGAAUACAAUUUCGAUAAUAUUGACUCUAAUUGGUGUAAUAUUGAUAACGCAUCCACCAUUCCUCUUUGGUAGUGAUUUGUCUGUAGAGCACAAUCAAAACUUUAACAGUUUGAGAGGUGCUGUUGCUGCCUUUAUUUCUACAAUAUUUGGAGCAAAUGCUUAUGUUUUGUUGAGAGUGCUAAAAGGGUUGCAUUUUUCUGUAAUCAUGACCAACUUUGGUGCUAUUGCCAUAUUGCAAACUUUUUUUUAUUCCUUUGUCUUUGGAGUCUUGUGCAUGCCUAAUUGUGGCACUGAAAGGUUUUUGGUUGUUUGUUUGGCUUUGUUCAGUUAUCUGGGACAGAUUCUGUUGACCAUGUCCUUGCAAAUGGAACAGGCUGGCCCAGUGGCUAUUGCGAGAUCAGCCGACAUUGUAUUUGCAUUCCUUUGGCAGGUGAUGUUUUUCAAUGAAAUACCCAGCAAGUUUUCCAUAUGUGGAGCGAUUUUGGUGUUGAGUUCAGUAAUGCUUGUUGGUCUGAGAAAGUGGGCUUUAGCCUUACCUGCUGACUCACAGUUAAGAAGUAAAUUAGGUGUUUUGGCACAAUAAUGUAUUGAAACAUGUUAAUUAGAUCUCACAUGUUUUGCUUAGUUUAUAUGAAGGUAAAGAUACUGUAAGUAUUACCUUGUUUGAAAUCAUGUUUUACAAAAGAGAGUUACUUAAUAUUAUGUUUUAGAUUGCACUUAAUGUUGCUUGUUAAUUUAUUGGUUAUUUAAGGCUCUUUCCUAGGUAUUACCAUAUAUGAAGUAGGUGUAACCAAAUACAAUAAUGACAUAGUGUAAUGAAUAUUUAAGUAAGUAUAACUUUUACCCUCGAAGACUGUUAUAUAAGUCCAUUUAAACUUGUGUUGUGUACCUUGCCUGUGAUGUUAUGAGCAAAUGUCCUUUUUGAGUUUGAAAUAUACUAUUUGUUCAUCAAUUUUAGUUUUUUCUAUUUAUUGUUAAAAGGAUCAUUAUGACAAACUUUAGUCUUAGACAUAUAUAUAUUAUGUUGUUAUGUAUAUUCACUUGAGAUAUAGAUUGGAGUUAAUUUGUAUAUAAUUGGCAAAAUAAUUUUAUUAAUUUUAUUGUGUACUUAGAAGCAAAUUUUUAUGUAAUUAGGAUUCAU